GACAUUUUGUACCCUGACGACCCAGGCUGCUUGACACUGAGGAUUGCUGUCCUCUGAGUAAGAUCUGUAAACCAGCUCUGUCUUCGUCCAGACCAUGGUGGACAAUCGGUAUGCCACAGCCCUGGUCAUCGGCUCGGUUCUGAGCCUGUUGGCCACGGUCUACCUCUCUGUGGCGGUGGGAACCCAGCACUGGUUCCAGUACAGCAGCCCGCCAGUCAAACAGGGUGUGAACCUGUCAGAGCUCAAAGAGGAGUUUAUCGGCGGUGACUUCGAUGAAAAAACCUACAGCGAAGCCAUGUUCCAUCUGAACGGCACCCUGGGACUGUGGUGGAGGUGUAUCCAGGUCCCCAGCCCGUCACACUGGUACAAACAGCUAGACUCCACGAUGGAGACGAGCUGCGUGAGCUUCACUCUUCCUCAGCAGUUCAGCCCCAAGUACAAACCUCCCCGGAUCAACAAGGACGAGGAAGACCUGCUGAGAACAUACCUCUGGAGGUCCCAGUUCCUCCUGCCCUUGGUGUCUCUGGCUCUGGUGUUUCUCAGCGGUCUUGUGGGGGUCUGUGCAUGCCUCUGCCGCAGCUUCACCCCAACUGUGGGCGUCGGCGUGCUCCAUUUUCUUGCAGGUCUGUGCUCUCUGGGUACCGUCUGCUGUUUCCGGGCCGGUGUUGAUCUGCUCCACUACAGUUACCCCCCACCAGGAGGGGUGGAGGGCUCCAUGGGCUGGUCUCUCUACCUCGCCCUCAUCUCUUUCCCUCUGCAGAUGAUGGCAGCCGCCCUGUUUCUGUGGGCAGCCAAAAGUCACCGCAAAAACUACACUCCCAUGACGGCUUACAGGGUGGCCUAAAUGAGAGCACUUACGUUCUUUUAGUUGGAUCCAAACGUCCCUCAGGGUGUUUUGUGGUUCAGGGAGGUUGUCAGUCAAGUGCAGUAUGCAGCUUGUAACGUUUCACUUCCUCUGUAACAGUCUUUUCUUAGAAGAACACGGUUACAGAGCAACACAAACCACAUGAGUAACGAGGAAGUCUGCAGCUGAUCAUCACAGAUUGAGUUUUUUAAGUGUCUUUUCUCAUCUUUGCCUUUUGUGCUUGUUUUUAGUAGAUGUCGCCUGCACCUUCUGAUGGUCACUUAGUUUCUGAACUCUUGUGGUUUUUGCCUUCCACCUUUUGUUUGGUUGCCAAUUCAUCUGAAGCUGCUCACCGCAUCGCCCUUAAUAAAAUCCAUAAACCCACAUUGUCUUGAACUUCAGAUCUGCAGGGAUCCGAGUGUAGGUCUCCAUUUCUGUUGGACGAACUUUUCUGCCGCACCUGUUAUUUGAAUGUUGUCACGUUUGCAUGAUUUUAAAUAUCAAGCCUUUGCACGUCUUUCAAGCUGACCUUUCCAUCCUCUGUGUUAAUUAUGGAUUUUAGUCUGUGGUAGAAAACCACUAAAUGUCAGAAAAUGUCGCUCACUAAAAAUAAAGCCACUCACUCUUGAUGGAGAUAAUCUGCUUUUACACAAUUACAAUUAGUCUGUUGAACUGCUGAUGCUCUUCUGCCUCUUCACAUGUCGAAACUUGUGUUUCCCAAAUACUUUAAGUUAGGUGUGUGGUUUUGUCUUUAGCCCUGACUUGUUUUUAUUAAUGAGCCUUUUACAGACACAAAACGUCCUCGCCUCGAUUCAACUAAAGCACUGAGCAGAUAAAUGAACGUUCAGUCCUGAACCGACAAUCAAAGUCUGGCAAACCGUUUUUACACAUCACUGAAAGAACAUGUUGAUUUGUUUUGAGUUACAAAGUUGUGGUCAGCACAAGGACAUAAAGGCUGUAAAUGUUGAAGCACACCAAUUAUUAAUAAAGUUAUC
Nematolebias whitei (Rio pearlfish) is the source of this 1839-nucleotide messenger RNA. It is a transcript of the gene cldnd1b, whose product is annotated as claudin domain containing 1b. The record is from RefSeq and is a predicted model, not a curated record. Lineage: Eukaryota; Metazoa; Chordata; Actinopteri; Cyprinodontiformes; Rivulidae. Gene Ontology annotation, cellular component: membrane.